Molecule: messenger RNA, 963 nt
Organism: Rhipicephalus microplus (southern cattle tick)
Lineage: Eukaryota; Metazoa; Arthropoda; Arachnida; Ixodida; Ixodidae
Product: thiopurine S-methyltransferase
Molecular function (GO): thiopurine S-methyltransferase activity
Source: RefSeq, a predicted model, not a curated record
GUCCUGCAAAGCUUGAAUCACAAGCAUGCUGGCACACUUGCGAACGUGAACGGAGCCUCGGUAAGUGCUAUUUUUUUUCUUUAGCUCACCCGCCGCUUUAUAUGCGUAUAUUAGGUCAUCGUACCAACGAGUCCAAUGGAAGGUGCAACUUCGAGAGAAACUAAAGAAUUUUGGAGCCAUCUCUGGAAACAGGGACACACCAUGUGGCAGCAGCCCGGAGUGCACAAACUAUUGAUUAACAACAAAGAAACUCUCCUCAGGGGAAGAACAGGAGCUCGUGUGUUCUUACCACUUUGCGGAAAAGCACAUGAACUGAGGUGGUUUUAUGACAUGGGGCACAAUGUAAUCGGAGUUGAAUUUGUGGAGGAAUGCGUGCGGAGCUACUUCAAUGACGGUGGCCUUCAAAUUGAGGAGGCUACUUGUCCCAUCAUCAAGUGCAAGAUAUUCAGGACGCCAGACCACCGACUUCAAGUGUUUAUCUGCAACAUUUUCGACUUUAAAAGGGAGUGUGCUGGAAUAAUGGAUAUUGUUUGGGAUAGGUCUGGGUUUACAGCCAUGAGAGUUGAAGACCGCGGCAGGUAGGCUGCAGUCAUAAAGAAUUUGCUAGCUCCAGGCUUUUCGUAUGGAAUGUGGACAGUGGUGUAUGAUUCCGAGACAGACGUCGACUCGUGGGCACCCCGAAGCGCAGGAGAGUCUGCUAUCCGAAAGCAUUUCGGUGACGUUGCCGCCAGGAUUACGCUCGCGGAUUUUUAUGUCAAAGAGCAGGCGUUCGCCGAUGGUGGUGGACCGUUCACUUUCUGUUUCUGGCACAUGACCCCUCAUCAGAAGUGAAGCCGCGUCAUUUCUGCACCCGUCAUGGUGUCAUUUCAACAUCAGCGGACUACUUCAAGAGCAGGCAUAUAGUGAACACAAAUAAAUUUGGCAAUAUUGUGGCAACGCACUUGUCUAUACUAUAUACCGCAA